Messenger RNA from Kockovaella imperatae, 868 nucleotides. RefSeq lists its product as hypothetical. Bases 82 to 645 code for a protein of 187 amino acids. NCBI's taxonomy places the organism in Eukaryota, Fungi, Basidiomycota, Tremellomycetes, Tremellales, Cuniculitremaceae. The record is from RefSeq and is a predicted model, not a curated record. The transcript is spliced from 4 exons.
CCUUCUUCAUCUUCUUCUUCUUCAUUUUCUUCUUCUUCACUUGCUUCAUUUGAUAAUCCCCCAAUCUACACACUCUUCACCAUGAAGCUCCUCGCUGUCGUUGCUGCUGCCUCUGCCGCAGGAUUUGUGGCUGCUCAAUCCGGCAUCCCCGAUUGUGUCCUCAAGUGCUCUGAGCAAGCUGCCUCGUCAGCCGGAUGCGGAAGCUUCCUCAACACGACAUGUGUCUGCUCUUCCGCGACCUUCCAAAAUGAUGCUGGCUUGUGUCUCAAAUCGAACUGCUCUUCAAGCGAUCAGUCUAUCGCUUCAGCCCUUCAAUCACAAACCUGCGGUAACGCUAGCGUGACCGGAGGUUCCGUCACUGCUACCAUUGCAUCUGCCACCUCCUCUGUCAACCUCACUUCCAUUGCUGCUGGCCUCACUAGCGCCUCUGCCGUCGCUUCUGGAUCAGCCUCGGCUGCUAUCAGUAGCGUUCUCGCUUCCAUCUCCAGCGCUGCAGCCUCUGGAAGCUCCGCAGCUGCAGCUUCGUCUUCCGCCGCCAAAACUUCUGGUGCCGCUGAUAAAAUCCAGAUCGGGUCGAUCAAGGGUUUGGCAGGCGCAGCUGUCGGCGUCCUCGGAAUGAUCGUUGGAGGCCUCGCCAUUCUUUAAAAGAGGAACGAAGAGACAACACAAGGUCACCACGCUCUCUGCAGGACGCCACUACCUUGCUCACAAGACAUCACCUCCAUGCCUCGGUCUACCUUUUCAUGUUUAUUAUUCCGGAGACUCUCUCUCUCUCUGUGUGAACACCAAGCCUCAGAAAUACCAACCUAUCCGUAAUGCCAUUUCCCUAUCUUAUUUUCGCCUUCCUUAUGCAUUCUUCUAUCAGCUA